GCCUGGGCAAGCGACCAUGGCUGUACUGGCGUUGCUGUUCGUGCUCGUGCAAAGCCUGAUCCAGUACCCGCAGCCAGCUGGGGAUGGGCUGGAUGAGGCCGAGCACCGGCGAAUGCAGGAGCGUCAGGAGCUGCUGGACCACAAGAUGGCUCGGCUGCUGCAGGAGCUGGAGCAGCAGGAGCAGGGCUGGGGAGCCGUGCUCUUUGGUGCUCUGCAGCAGUGGCCAUUCUGGGCUCUUGCUGGAGUCCUGCUCCUCUUGGGCCUGUGGUUCAGCUGCGUGAGAAGGAAACAUGAGUCCAGCAGCAGUGGCAAGGAGCAGAGCUCCUGCAAGACUAUAUCAGAUAUGAGAGGACAAGAACAGGAAGGAGUCACUGUUGUUUCCAAGGAAGGUGGAGAAAACAGGGAUGUGACUGUGGAGGCUGACGACAGCAGCAGAGAAGGAAGUCCUGUGGCUACAAGUGAAGGAGAUGACUAUGAUACCAUUGAAGGCAGUGAUGAUGUGAAGGUGAAGGAAGACAGUGAUGUUAAUGGUGAUGACUUAAAGACAGAUGAAGGACAGAGUGAUGGGAAUGUGCCAGGAGACAAAACUGAAGGAAGUGAAGAUGAACCUGGUAAUGUUGCUGUAAAUGCGGAGGGCCUAAAUGAAGGAAAUGAAGGAGAAAACAAGGAUGUGCAGGUGGAGCAAGAGAAGGAUGCUGGCAAGGAAGAAGAAGGAGAUGGAAAUGAAGAAAAAUCCCGUAUUGAAACUAUGAAGGCAGGCAACAAUGAUGACGUUAAUGAAGACGAAAAUGGCAAUGUUGCUGGAAAUAUGGAAGACGUAGAUGACAGAAAUGAGGGAGGAAACAAGGAUGUACAGGUGGAGCAAGGCAAGGAUGCUGGCAAGGAAGAAGGAGAUGAAAAUGAAGAAAAAUCCUGUGGUGCAAAUAUGAAGGCAGGCAACAAUGAUGACGUUAAUGAAGACGAAAAUGGCAAUGUUGCUGGAAAUAUGGAAGACGUAGAUGACAGAAAUGAGGGAGGAAACAAGAAUGUACAGGUGGAGCAAGGCAAGGAUGCUGGCAAGGAAGAAGGAGAUGAAAAUGAAGAAAAAUGCUGUGGUGCAAAUAUGAAGGCGAGCAACAAUGAUGAUGCAAACGAAGGUGAAGACACUAUAGACGGAAAGGAUGAAUACACAGAUGUUAAGGAGCAAGAAAGCAGUGUUGCCAGUGAAUCAAGGAACAGUGAUUGGACUGGGCAGGAAGACAGCAGUGGUCCUGGGAAUGCAGUAGACCACAGUGGUUUUGCUGCAACUGAGGAAGAAAAUCAAGAAGUUACAAAAGAGGAUAACAGUGAUGGAAACAAGGAUGAUGUAAAUGUGGAGGGAAACCAGAAUGAAGAUAAAGAAGUUGAGCAAGGUAACGUGGCUGCCAGUGAAAAAGAAGGCAGUGAUGGUGGCAAGAAAGAAAGCAGCAGUGGUAGAAUGGAAGACAGAGAAGACACCCUAGAUGUGGGCAGUGAGGAAGGCAUCCUUUUGGUGGAUUGCAUACAGUGGCCUGUGCAGGAUCUGGAGAGAGGUUGCUCAGUGACAGCUGAGCUGAUGGAGAGCCUCACGCGGGUCUUUGUGGACAGCGUGAGCAAUAGCUUCUACCCGGUGCCUCAGGAAGCCAUUGGUGUGGGCAGUGCCUUUGAGGGUUGGAUUCCUCAGGAGUGGGAUGGGGUGUACCGCGUGCUGGUCCCGCUGAAUCCCCCUCCAGGGCACGCCUUCCACCUAGAGUGGAACAGCACAGGGCAGGUGGCAGCAAGGACCUUCAGUGUCCGUGUGGAGCUGGUGUGCACGUGCAAGGGGGAGCAGCUGGGCCAGAAGCUGUUGUGCUUGCUGCACCACUCGCAGGAGGAGCUGCGGCAGGAGCGCAGCCUCCUAGAGACACUCUGCACCGGCUCCUACCUGGACGUGGAGAAAACCUCCCGCUGGUUCUACCAGUUGGUGAGAUGCUCGUGGCUGCAUGUGCCUCAGUGCUACUCAUGGCACUUGGUGUUUCAGCCCUGCAGCCGGUCCUGCCGAUUCCAGCUGAGCAGAGGCCAGAGGAGCCUGAUGGUGGAGAUGCUCUUUGGGGUGCGCCAAGGGGGCUCGGACAUCUUUGUGAGCAGCCAGCCCGCCGAGGCCAGCUUCACUGAAAGCACAGCGUGGCCUGAGACGUACGCUGUGGCAGAGGUGAAGUUCUUCCGGCACGUCGCCAGACAGGUGCCGUGUGAGAACUUGCACCUGAAAUGCCUGCAGGUCUUCACGUGCAUCCUGAGGGGCACAGGAUUUUCCAGCUCCACCUGGAAGACUGUGGUCAUGCACGCGCUGACCAUCGUGCCGCUGUCCCGGUGGAGCAGGAGGGAGUUUGUGCUGCGGCUCUGGGACAUCAUGGGCUACCUGCGCUUCUGUGUGCACUGGAGACGCCUGGAUCACUUUGUGCUGGGCAACGAGAGGCUUCCUGCAGAGAUCAGCUUGCCACCAGCAAUGCGAGGGUUUGAGCCACUCAACCUCUUUGAGCACCUGAUCCGGGAUCCGGCCGCCCACACAGAGGCAAUACAAGCUUGUGAUCAGCUGCAAUUUUGCCUCUGGAUGCUGCUCUCCGGCCACUGAGAGGAGUUCCCUGCACAGAGCUUUGCUGGGGGAGCUCACACCCAAUGGCAGCCACGUGGACACUGCAUUUGUCACUGGCAAUCCUGAAGCUGCUUUCCUGCUCCUGUGGAAGGAAGAUGCUGCGGCACAUGGAUUCCCUGUGCACUCGCAUCUCUGCCUUGCCCUUCACCUUCCAGUUACAACGGUGCUGUUGCCCAAGUCUGUGAGGCAGAAACUGGCUCCACCUGCACAUCCUCACAGAAGAGAGUGAAGCUGCUGGAAAUUGCAUCGACCACCUUGAAGGCAGAAACCUAGCCUGUUAGGGACAUAGUGUAGUUAUUCCGUGAGCUGUAGCUUUAAUGGUUUUGUAAGGAUGUAGUUUGUAGUAUAUGAAAGCACAACAGAUAGAUUUAACUCACUUUUGCAUAGGAGAAUAGGUAGUCCCCAUUUUCAUAAUGAGACUUGUUUAGUAGCAUUCCUUUCAGAGGUCCUUUAGUGUUGUCAGUGUGUAACUAUUUUGCAGUUACCCUUAGUUUAGGGAAUUGAGCUCCCCUUCUGUAGUUGCUUGCUUGCUUUUCAGUAAUAUUUGAAUAUUUCUGUUUGAAAAAUUAAUAAAAGGAGAAAAGUUUCGC
Messenger RNA from Oenanthe melanoleuca, 3219 nucleotides. RefSeq lists its product as uncharacterized. Gene Ontology annotation, cellular component: membrane. NCBI's taxonomy places the organism in Eukaryota, Metazoa, Chordata, Aves, Passeriformes, Muscicapidae. The record is from RefSeq and is a predicted model, not a curated record. The transcript is spliced from 2 exons. Bases 17 to 2608 code for a protein of 863 amino acids.